UCACCCAGUUUCAGGAUCAAACACACACUCAAUGAGAAAAGGGCUUUGGGCAGAAGGGAAGCGCAGAUCUCAGGUAACCCCCUCAAGUCAGCAAACAAGCAGGAAAAAAAGGACGCGCAAAAAGAGGAGAACAAAAUCCGAAAGGAAAAGGUUUUUUUUUUUUGAUGAAUAAGGAUUUUCGACUACUCGGAUACACGCUGGGCAUAUCUGGAGGAAAAGAAAAAAACCCUGCAAGGACUAAAACAGAAGAUUUUUUUCCCUGCUGCGCUUGACGAGGAGAAAAGGGGAAUUUUCGGACGGAGAUGAAGACGAAAAAGGGUUUGAUGAUGUUGUCAGGGAGCGAGACGGAUGACGAGGACAGCGUGGACGCCCCUCUGGAUCUGUCGUCCAGCACGGGGAGCAGCGGGAAGAGGAAACGCAGGGGAAACCUGCCCAAGGAGUCCGUUCAGAUCCUCAGGGACUGGCUGUACGAGCACCGCUACAAUGCUUACCCCUCUGAACAGGAGAAAGCCCUCCUGUCCAAGCAGACUCAGCUCUCCACACUGCAGGUGUGCAACUGGUUCAUUAACGCCCGGCGGCGGCUUCUCCCGGAGAUGCUGCGGAAAGAUGGCAAAGACCCCAACCAGUUCACCAUCUCCAGGAAAGGCAGCAAAGCGGGCGACAGCUUCUCUGACAGCUCCCAGUCUCCCAAACACGCCAGUACUGCAACAGGCGCAGAGGAGAGCUAUGACAAGCGUGUCCUCCACCCCUCCAGUUUUGAACCCGCCAUGCCCAGUGUCCUAAGGAAGGCCGUAUCCCCUUCCACACCCUCUCCCACCUCCACCUCCCCCUCCCCGGGGCCCAUGCCCACCCGCCCGUCUGUCAUCUGUCACACCACUGUCACCACAGCGAUGCAGGCCAGCCCCACAGCCGCCCUUCCCCCUGUGCCGGGAAUGAACUCAGACAGGGCGGCUGAGCUGCUGCAGUCCACACAGGCUCUGGGGAUGCUCAGGUGCCGUGAGGAAGGGCUGGGCAGCCAGCCAGUUUCAACCACUACCACCAUCCCGAGCAGCACCGGCAUGGAGGGCAACCUGAGCCCCCGCAGUGGGCUGUUCAACACCCCUCCCCCCACCCCACCAGACCUCACACAGGACUUCAGCGGCUUCCAGCUCCUGGUGGAUGUGGCCCUCAAACGGGCUGCUGAGAUGGAGCUGCAGGCCAAACAGCUGGUCUCUUAAAAGGAGAGAGUGACAGAAGAGGACAGAAGAAGAAGAGGAGGGAAAAAAAGAGACCGACUGUGUCUCGCAACUUUGGGACUCCUCCGCCGAGUACAGUGACUUGUCUGCACGCCUGCAACAGAGAACAAAUCCACAUGAAAGCCUGAUCAUUUCUAUUUUUGGUAUACCAAUCAAAUUGAUGAGGAUGUUUUUUAUUGAAAAGAAAACAAACUGUUUCAAGGUGCCUUGGCUGUUAGUUGUUUAUUAAUUUCAUAUACAUGCGUUAUGUAUCUACAUGUGUAUCUUAUUUGCACACAGGGACCAAAAAUGUUAUCAGAUGAAUGCUGCCUGUCUUACGUCUUUCCUUUAUAUAUCAUUUUAGAGAAAGGAGUGAGAGGCAGAUUCACGCCUCCUCCAAAGACCAAUGUAAAAUGGGAUUGGUCGACUCCACACCCGUUUACUGUUUUACAUUUCAGAGAUCAGUUCAUGAUUGGUCUGCCUCGUUUGUUUGCACACUAAGGCAGAGGAAGGUCAUCUCAGUGUCUUAAACAUACUUUGCUCUUGGCAUCUAUGACGAACUUAUUCACUACUGUAGUAAAUGUUAUGUGUUCUCAUGAUAAGAGUAUAGUUUUGAUUUUGUAAUUUACUUUUACUUUUUUUUUGGCUAUUUUAAAAGAAAAAAAAACCUCUGCUUUUUUUUGUUUUGUUUUUCUGUUUUAUUCACGUUUUCCCACCAAGGGAUAUUUCAGAUGACCAAUGUAGCAGGUUCGUAGUCUGAGCCUUCACCCCAUCACUCAGCGUAGCGACGGCCAGUGGACUGGAAAAUGCAACACUACAAAUGUCUGUUCUGCAUUUGCUGUUUUACAACCAGACAAAGACAGCGUUUUGAAAUCACCAAAAAAAAAAAAAAGGCAUUUUCAUGUACAAUAGGACCAUGUGUAUAAUUAAUGUGA
Myripristis murdjan (pinecone soldierfish) is the source of this 2149-nucleotide messenger RNA. It is a transcript of the gene tgif1, whose product is annotated as TGFB-induced factor homeobox 1. Bases 303 to 1217 code for a protein of 304 amino acids. Gene Ontology annotation, biological process: regulation of DNA-templated transcription. The record is from RefSeq and is a predicted model, not a curated record. Gene Ontology annotation, molecular function: DNA binding. The transcript is spliced from 3 exons. NCBI's taxonomy places the organism in Eukaryota, Metazoa, Chordata, Actinopteri, Holocentriformes, Holocentridae.